AUGGCUGACCCUUACUCUAAUUUCUUCUCAUCAGGUUUCUUCCAUUACCCAUCUUCAAACCCUUCACCACGCCACCCUUAUGUUCACAACUUCAUCAACCAAAACACCAACACCAACAUCAACAACAACACCUUUUUCCACUACUUCCACCCCCACCACCUUCAAAGCACUAUCACCUCUUGUUCUUCUACCUUUUCACCCCCUUCCCCUCCUCUAAGAGAAGCCCUUCCACUUUUGAGUCUUAGCCCAACAAAGCAAGAGGAUGAAGAAGAACAAGAGGAGGAUCAGUCCAUGGAUGUGGAAGAGGAGUGUAACAGGAUCCUCCAUCCCAAAGAGGAAGAACAAGAAGAGGAUGAUGAUAGUGUCACUGUUGCACUGCACAUAGGGUUGCCAAGCCCUAGUGCUGCUGAGAUAGCCUCAAUGCUUUCUUCCACUAACAAAGAACAACAACAAAGUGGUGAUGGUAACAAUGGUAGUGAGGAUUCUUCUUCAGGGUUCUUAGCCAACAGGCUCAACAAGGGGCAGUACUGGAUCCCUACUCCUUCUCAGAUUCUCAUUGGUCCUACACAAUUUUCUUGUCCUGUUUGCUGCAAAACCUUCAACAGAUACAACAAUAUGCAGAUGCAUAUGUGGGGGCAUGGAUCACAGUACAGAAAAGGGCCUGAAUCUCUGAGGGGUACCCAACCAACAGGAAUGCUUAGGCUUCCAUGCUAUUGUUGUUCCCCAGGUUGCAGGAACAACAUUGAUCACCCAAGAGCAAAGCCCCUCAAAGAUUUUAGAACCCUUCAAACACACUACAAGAGGAAGCAUGGUAUUAAGCCCUUCAUGUGCAGAAAAUGUGGCAAGGCUUUUGCUGUGAGGGGUGAUUGGAGAACCCAUGAAAAGAACUGUGGGAAGCUUUGGUAUUGCAUCUGUGGCUCUGAUUUCAAGCACAAGAGGUCUCUUAAAGAUCAUAUCAAGGCUUUUGGGAGUGGCCAUGCAGCUUAUGGGAUUGAUGGCUUUGAAGAGGAAGAAGAGCCUGCAUCAGAAGUAGAACAAGAUAAUGAUUUCACCCAGUAAAGACAUAAUAAGGAAAAUGAAACUGGUUUUAAAUUUAUAUCUAUAUCCCUAUGUGAAUUAUCUUA
Abrus precatorius (Indian licorice) is the source of this 1124-nucleotide messenger RNA. RefSeq names its product zinc finger protein WIP2. Lineage: Eukaryota; Viridiplantae; Streptophyta; Magnoliopsida; Fabales; Fabaceae. The coding region runs from base 1 to 1059 and encodes 352 amino acids. Gene Ontology annotation, biological process: regulation of gene expression; anatomical structure development. Gene Ontology annotation, cellular component: nucleus. The transcript is spliced from 2 exons. Gene Ontology annotation, molecular function: DNA-binding transcription factor activity. The record is from RefSeq and is a predicted model, not a curated record.